AUGGCACCAAUUACUCUCCCAGGUUACGGCGACGUUGAGCCCCUCUCGCCCGCCGCCGAGGCACUCGUGAAGAGCGACGACCCCGAGCACCCCGCAAACCUCAUCCCCGAGCUCUGCCGCGAGUUCUACAAGCUCGGAUGGGUUACUGGUACCGGCGGUGGUAUCAGCAUGCGCCAGGGCCCUCUCGUAUACCUCGCCCCCUCUGGCGUGCAGAAGGAACGUAUCCUCCCAGAGCACAUGUUCGUGCUCCCCUUUGCCCAGAGCUCGGUCCCGAAGCCGGGGAGUAAGCGCGACUUUAUGCGGAUCCCCUCUAAGAAGGGCCUGUCCGAGUCGCAGUGCACGCCGCUGUUCUGGAAUGCUUUUACGCAACGUGACGCGCAGAGCUGUAUUCACACGCAUUCGCAGCAUGCUGUCAUGCUCACCCUCCUCCUGGGCAAGAACGCCAAGUCGUUCCGCAUCUCGCACCAGGAGAUGAUCAAGGGCGUGCGCCUCGGCGGCGUCGGCAAGACCCUCGCCUACUUCAACACCCUCGAGGUGCCCAUUAUCGAGAACACGGCGCGCGAGGAAGACCUCACUGAGAGCAUGGCCGAAGCCAUGACGACGUACCCCGACGCUGCGGCCAUUCUCGUGCGUCGGCACGGCGUGUAUAUUUGGGGCCCCACUUGGGAGUCGGCCAAGACGCAAGCCGAGUGCCUCGACUAUUUGUUCGAAAUCGCUGUCAAGAUGCUCCUGGCUGGCAUGCCACUCGAGGGUGACAACUAG
Molecule: messenger RNA, 762 nt
Organism: Cutaneotrichosporon cavernicola
Lineage: Eukaryota; Fungi; Basidiomycota; Tremellomycetes; Trichosporonales; Trichosporonaceae
Gene: MDE1
Exons: 6
Coding region: 1-762 (253 amino acids)
Cellular component (GO): cytoplasm
Molecular function (GO): metal ion binding; methylthioribulose 1-phosphate dehydratase activity
Source: RefSeq, a predicted model, not a curated record